Phytophthora infestans T30-4 is the source of this 522-nucleotide messenger RNA. RefSeq lists its product as uncharacterized. NCBI's taxonomy places the organism in Eukaryota, Oomycota, Peronosporomycetes, Peronosporales, Peronosporaceae. The coding region runs from base 1 to 522 and encodes 173 amino acids. The record is from RefSeq and is a predicted model, not a curated record. The transcript has 2 exons.
AUGUGCUGCUCAGCUGUUUUCUUAAAACGCGACUUUGACGUUUGCCGGAUUUGUGGAGGUCAGCACAUAAUGACCGAAAGACGACUUCAGUACACUAGCAAGAGCUGUAGUGGUAAUGGUAAUUGUCUACUCCUAUGGAAAGUGUUCACUUGCUCUGCCCAAGACACACGGACUAUUUGGGUCAAUCAUCAUGGCCACGUUCGGGGUGUCUUUCCUUGCUCAGCAGCGCACCCACAUCGAAUAACACUUGCUAUGAAGACGUUCCUAGCAGCGCAGGAUGAGAUAGGGAUACCACCGAGGCUCAUUAUGGUAAACUUGAAAAGGCAAGAGAACAUGCAAGUGACUAGCCGUGGGUGGCCAGACCUAAAGCAGAUUCGAAAUGCACCGAAGCGAAUUCGACGUGAGCAAGGAUCCAAAAACUCACGAAAAUCUAUACAGGAUUUGCUUUUUUGUUUGGAUCUAAGAUGGACAGAGAAGGCUAUGCCUACGUCGGGUCCGGGAGUGAUGCUCAUUCGUUCAUAA